Messenger RNA from Drosophila montana, 767 nucleotides. RefSeq lists its product as uncharacterized. The coding region runs from base 123 to 749 and encodes 208 amino acids. The record is from RefSeq and is a predicted model, not a curated record. The transcript has a single exon. NCBI's taxonomy places the organism in Eukaryota, Metazoa, Arthropoda, Insecta, Diptera, Drosophilidae.
GCGAGACCAAAAACAAAAACAAAAACCAAAAACAAAAACAAAAAACAAAACCAAAAAGAAUAAGGAAAGAGGCAGCAUACAUAUUUAUAUUGGAGUAUACGACAGUGUAAAAUCGGGCAAUAAUGCGGCCGGUUCUGUUUCAGUUUUACACCGUUGAGACAAUACUGAACAUGAUAAUCAUGUUUUAUCAUGUACGCGGAUUUCUGGCACAUCCGCUGGAUUUUCUGGAAUUCUGGCAACAGUUUACUCACUAUUUCUUUUCCGUUUCCUUCUUUAUUUUCACAAUAUUAACUCUAUUCGCCAGUAUCAACAUUUGCACCGGACACCAGUGCUCCUUAAAUGAGGAAAUCAUACGCACCGUAUGCGGCUUUGUGUUCUACAUAACCAUUUCGCUGCUGACGCUGCAGAAUGCGGAGGCGGACUUUCAUCUAAUGUACCUAAUGAUCGAGCACAAAUCGGAGGUGGAGCGACCGUUGCAUCCGUUCUUUGAGUUUAUGCGCGCCCAGGCGGUAUGCGCCCUGACCUGCGGCGUCACCUAUUUGCUGCACGCGAUCGUUGUCAUUGAUGUGUCAUUGUCGAACGAGGAGGAAUUCGAUUUCGAAAGAAUGUUCGAUGAUUCCGAAGAGUACAGCGAGAAUCUUGAAUAUAUACCAGCUCGUCUUUAUCUGCUGGGCGAGUUGGUGCAAACGCGUCUUGAGCAGUACGAAUGGUUUUAUAAUUUUGCACGCGGUGCUCCGCUGCCCAUUUAAGGAUCUCCAACCACAGGA